This is a messenger RNA of Mytilus californianus (California mussel), 1302 nucleotides long. Its product is annotated as protein glass-like. Gene Ontology annotation, cellular component: nucleus. The record is from RefSeq and is a predicted model, not a curated record. Bases 1 to 1302 code for a protein of 433 amino acids. The transcript has 2 exons. Lineage: Eukaryota; Metazoa; Mollusca; Bivalvia; Mytilida; Mytilidae.
AUGUUUCCCGAACAUCCUGAUUCCUAUAGUUGUAACAAUGUCAAUAGUAAUGAUGGCUGGAGAAGUUCUACACCACAAGAAACAAAACCAUUCUGUAUGGAAUACAACAAAUCUCCUGUAGAAGUCAGUGUUAAUACGUACCCAGUAGCCACUAUAGAAGUCGACCAAGUCCCUAGUCUCUUCAAUAUAUCACCAUGUGCUCCGGUUUACAAAGACUAUUCCGUACUAAAGGAGAAAUCGCCUCAAGAUAUCGCCGAUGCUUUGCUGUCUCUAAAACACACAGUUGUAUGCCCAUCAUAUUCGGGACGAAUGUCACCUUCUGUGCAUAUUAAUCAAUGUUCACCAACGCCAAACAGUUUUCAGCAUCCACAACAUGUAUCAUAUAUGAGCCCUGGUAAUCAGUAUCGCCAAAACAUGUACUCGCCACCACCAGGACCUCAAUAUGGUGUGUUUCAAUAUCCAGGAGAAAGUUUUCAAAAUCAGGCUAAUGUGUUUCCAUCAAUGAGUGUUAAUGUUUCGAUGAGUAUGAAUGUUGGAGUUCCCCAUGGGAUACCCAAUAACCAAUACAAUGUACAACAACAGUGGCAAGGCAAUCAACAGACAUCUCCUGGAAAAUAUGCUCCUCAAUACCAGCAGCCUCAAUAUAGUAUGGGUCCAGUAUCUCCUCAAUACAACAGUUUACAAAAUCAUUCAUAUCCACAACCAUAUUCAUUUACUUCGGAAGUAAGACAUAUUCCAAGUUCAGACUCAAAAAACUUUCUCUAUCGAUCAGGUGAUUCUUGCAAAGCGUCACGAUUUUGUGCUGUAUCCCACUGGAAGAGGCUGAAAUUGACCAGCAGUCAUCUUAGUGCAGUAAAUUUACAAGCGGAUUCAAAUAAAGUGAAUUUAUGUAGAAUUUGUGGGAAGACUUAUGCCAGACCUAGUACUUUGAAAACACAUCUACGAACUCACUCAGGGGAGAAACCGUAUAAAUGCUCAACUUGCAGCAAGUCGUUUUCACAAGCUGCUAACCUAACAGCACAUGUGCGAACACAUAGCGGAGAAAAACCUUUCCGGUGUCCAAUGUGUGAUCGGAGAUUUUCCCAGAGUUCAUCUGUAACAACACACAUGCGCACUCAUUCUGGUGAACGACCGUAUCGGUGUCGCCUGUGUAAGAAAGCAUUUUCUGACAGCUCAACGUUAACAAAGCAUUUAAGAAUUCAUAGCGGAGAAAAACCAUACCAGUGUAAACUUUGUCUGUUAAGAUUUUCACAAUCUGGAAAUCUGAAUCGUCAUAUGAGAGUACAUGCUAAUUCAUCGUAA